UAAGAAGUGGCCAGUUUUUAGCUCUGAAAGCCAGAAGCUUAAUUAUUCUCCUUUCGACCCAUGUGAGAAAAGUCAUUUCUCACUACCACAGCUGUCUUUCUAUUCUCAAAUCUCAACACUCCCAUCUUGAUGCAGAUCUUGUGAGCUAUACCUCUUCAACAGACCCUAUUAGCUGCACUAGUUGCUUCUCCACAUUCAUCAUCGGAAAAGGAUCUGCGGGCAAGCUCCAUUCCAGUAAUUAAUGGAGCCCCAUUUCCCUUCAUUUGCUGGUCUGCUCACCAAGCUCUGCACUCCCACGAUAUUGUUGCUUGUCUUGCUUUCUUCCUCUACUUUCACCUCCACAGAAGCUUAUGAUGCUUUGGAUCCUAAUGGGAACAUCACCAUCAAAUGGGAUAUCAUAAGCUGGACUCCAGAUGGCUAUGUUGCGACAGUUACCAUGUUCAACUUCCAGCAGUACCGUCAUAUUCAAGCACCAGGGUGGACUCUGGGAUGGACAUGGGCUAAAAAGGAAGUCAUUUGGAGUAUGGUGGGCAGCCAAACUACCGAACAAGGGGACUGCUCCAAGUAUAAAGGAAAUGUUCCUCAUUGCUGUAAGAAGACACCAACUGUGGUGGACUUGUUGCCUGGAACUCCUUACAACCAGCAGAUUGCAAACUGCUGCAAAGGCGGAGUGAUUAAUGCUUGGGCACAGGACCCAGCCGGCGCAGUUUCCUCCUUCCAAGUCAGUGUUGGAGCUGCUGGAACCACUAACAAAACUGUCAGGGUGCCCAAGAACUUCACUCUGCUAGCACCCGGUCCUGGUUAUACUUGCAGCCCGGCAAAGGUCGUGAGACCUACUAAAUUUCUGACUGCUGACAAAAGGAGGGUCACUCAAGCUUUGAUGACCUGGAAUGUUACUUGCACAUACUCACAAUUCCUGGCGCAAAAGACGCCAACCUGUUGUGUUUCCCUCUCAUCCUUCUAUAAUGACACCAUAGUGGGCUGUCCAACUUGUGCCUGUGGUUGCCAAAACAAGACGGCUGGGAGCUGUGUAAAUUCGAAAACUCCACACUUAGCCUCAGUAGUUUCACCUCCAGGCAAAACCGACCUAACUCCUCUGGUUCAAUGCACCAGCCACAUGUGUCCAAUCCGAAUCCAUUGGCAUGUGAAGCUUAACUACAAGGAGUACUGGAGGGUGAAAGUCACCAUCACUAAUUUCAAUUACAGAAUGAAUUACACACAGUGGAAUCUAGUUAUGCAACACCCCAAUUUCGAUAACCUUACCCAGAUUUUUAGCUUCAACUACAAGUCAUUAACUCCUUAUGACGGCUUCACAGAUGAUACAGCCAUGCUAUGGGGAGUUAAGUUCUACAAUGAUUUCCUGUCACAAGCUGGUCCCCUGGGGAAUGUCCAGUCAGAGCUUCUCUUUCGGAAAGAUCAGUCAACAUUCACCUUCGAGAAGGGAUGGGCUUUCCCCAGGAGGAUUUACUUCAAUGGUGAUAACUGUGUGAUGCCUCCACCAGAUGCAUAUCCCUGGUUGCCUAAUGAUGGUUACCAAUCAACUAUGUCUCUACUUCAAGCACUCACGACAGCACUGCUGUCUUUCAUCGUCCUCUUAGCUUAUGCGUGAUGAAUCAGCGACAUAGAACAGAGCAAGACAAUCUGGGAUGUUGUAUUUGGUCUGAGAUACAGAAACCAUUGAGGAAAUUUUACAGACUAUUACUCCAGGUGUCUGGCUGGCUGCAUGUUAAGAAGAAGCUCAAUGGGAUUGCAGAAAAGGACGAUUGCUUGUAACCACAGAUAUCUGCUCUGCAAUUCUGUUUGGGCAAAUUGAAUUUAUGUUGUGCUCUACUUUUUGUUUGUUGAGAGCUAGAGUUCUUUUUGUGUAUACGUAUUUAUGUCAGACACUUGAUAUACCAGACUUCAAUAUCACCCUCUAUUAUUUAUAUAAUCUCUCUCUUUUGUAUGGUUAAUCUACGAAGAAUCCACAAUAAUGUAUUGUUUUUGGUCCCUA
Molecule: messenger RNA, 1993 nt
Organism: Linum tenue
Lineage: Eukaryota; Viridiplantae; Streptophyta; Magnoliopsida; Malpighiales; Linaceae
Source: the annotation of a GenBank genome assembly